Messenger RNA from Metschnikowia bicuspidata var. bicuspidata NRRL YB-4993, 1182 nucleotides. Its product is annotated as RNA exonuclease. The record is from RefSeq and is a predicted model, not a curated record. Bases 1 to 1182 code for a protein of 393 amino acids. NCBI's taxonomy places the organism in Eukaryota, Fungi, Ascomycota, Pichiomycetes, Serinales, Metschnikowiaceae. The transcript has a single exon. Gene Ontology annotation, molecular function: poly(A)-specific ribonuclease activity.
AUGUUGGCCAUCCCAAGUUCAGAACCCGGAAACGGACCUAGAAUUUCCAUCAUGACAUACAACACCUUGGCACAGGCGCUCGUCAGUCGUGAGAGAUACCCCACAAGCGGCACAGCCCUUCGAUGGGCCAAUCGGUCCAAGGUGUUAUUUGAAGAGAUUGGCAAUUAUAGCCCAGACAUCCUAUGUCUUCAAGAGGUGGACGUAUCGACAUGGGGCACUGCGUGGAAACCAAAACUACAAGAGCAAGGAUAUCAUGCGGUAUUCCACGCGUCUCGACAGAAAAAACAUGGCAUUGCAAUCGCAUUCAAGUCUGGCAAGUUUGCUUGUUCACUGCAUAUGUUGGUGGACUACGACAACGAGAUAACUGAGGGCAUGGAAAGGUCAAAAAUUACCGACAAUGUCGGACUAUUCGUGUAUUUGUCAUUCACUCCUGAGUUCCUUGAAGGCUCCUCAGCACCGUCAAAGAAAGGAGUGAUCAUUGGAACUACCCACUUGUACUGGCACGCGUUUGCCUCUUUCGAGCGCACGAGACAAACGUACAUUUUGCUCAAACUGUGCAAGCAGUUCAUAAGGAAUACUAAAGUUCUUUUCGGUUCUGAUUUGACAUUCUAUACGUAUGUUGCAGGGGACUUUAAUUCACAGCCGUUUGACGCUGCAUACUUGUCAAUCACUGAGAAACCCAUAGAGUACAAGGGUAUCACAAAAAACGCUCUUGGAAGAUCUAUUGCCCACGAUUGGUAUGGCAACACAAGCUGUGUGAAUGAAAGCCCUGAUCCUGAAAACUUCGACUUCACUGAUGAAACGUUAAAACAAAUUUCAAACAUUCAGGCCCUUCAUAAUAGCGUCAAUUUGAGAGCUGUUUCCCUAUAUUCCAUCGCAUACAGGCAUGUCCACCCCGAGAAUUCAGGGCUCGACAAUGACAAAAACGAGCCGCUUUUUUCGAACUGGACAGAUACGUGGAAAGGUCUUCUAGACUACAUAUGCGUCCUCUGCGAAUGGGAAAACACAGACAAUACAGCGGUCGAUAGUUUGCUGGAAUUCACGAAAGCAUCAAGCAUGAGGCUAUUGAGCUUGCUCAGAAUUCCUGCCAAGAAUGAAAUGUGCUCAGAUGCGGGAUUGCCCCAGCCUUGUAUGUAUCCAUCCGACCAUCUAUGCAUGAUGGCUGAAAUGGAACUAUUGUGA